Molecule: messenger RNA, 2406 nt
Organism: Malassezia japonica
Lineage: Eukaryota; Fungi; Basidiomycota; Malasseziomycetes; Malasseziales; Malasseziaceae
Exons: 2
Coding region: 1-2406 (801 amino acids)
Biological process (GO): regulation of transcription by RNA polymerase II; silent mating-type cassette heterochromatin formation; rDNA heterochromatin formation
Molecular function (GO): sequence-specific DNA binding; zinc ion binding
Source: RefSeq, a predicted model, not a curated record
AUGCCCGCGCCGCCGCGGCGGCGGAGUGAGCGCCGGAUGAUGGACGUAAAAGUACUCUACUCGCUCGAUACGAGCCCGCACCAUACCAUGAUUGCGCGGUGCCCACGCCGGACAAUGGUCCGCCUCGCGCAUUCCCCCCAGCUUGGGCAGCUUGGGCGUGUGACGCUCAAGGCGUGUUUGGGCGCGAUCUGCGGCGCGAGUCCGGAGCUGGUGCUGGACAAUGCGAACGACUAUAUUGUCUAUGCGGUCGACCCAGAAGAGUCGCACCGCGCGCUGCAGCGCUCGCCGACGCACCGCGUCGAGGCGAGUCCUUCGCGGCGGAGCAUGCCGCAGGUGCUCGUCGGAAAGGGCUUCUUUUCGGGGGGCCUCGAGGAGCCCGGCGAGGGCUCCUCGGCCGUGACCGGGCGUGUGCGCUCCGAGGCGCGGCAGUCCUCCGCGUUUUCCUCGGACGAGGACGAGGCGGCGGUCGAAGUCCUCGAAGUGGUUCUGCGCAUGAAAGAGGCGCCGCAGCGCAGCCGCGAGCAGUACCGCAACCUGAUGCAAGGCAUGGGCGAAGGUGCAGAGACGCCGAGCGAGCGCCGCAGUGCGACGCCGCACGCCGCACAGCCGUCGCCGACGACGGCCGACCAGCGGCAGCUCAUGUCGAUGCUCAACGUGAUUGCCGGCGCGCUGCCCGAGCGGUCCUCCGAGCCCGCGCGGACGCCGGCGCCGCCCCAGCCGCGCACCGACCGCAUCUGCUACAACUGCGGCGCACGCACGUCCAAGUCGUGGCGCAUGCUCCAGCUGCCGGCCGGCGAGUCGGUCAACUACCCCGCGUCCGAGCGCCCGCCGUCCGACGCGGUGCCGCUGACAUGGACGCCCAAGUUCAGCCAGCACACCAAGUGUGCGGCCGACGGCGAGACGCGCUGGCAGGCGUGCAACCCGUGCGGCCUCUACUUUAACAAGUACAACGUCUCGCGCCCCGACCACUUUGGGGGCCGUGGCGAGAAGAAGAAGGACGAGCCGCGGCCGCCGAAAAAGAUCAAAACGGAAAAGGACACGCCGCAGACGCGGGCCAAGCAGCUCGGGCGCACGCUCAGCGCGGUCGCGAACCGCGACGCGGCGCGGCUGCAGCGCGACCAGGCGCUCCAGGAGAUGGACCGCAACACGUCGCCGGUGCGGCGCACGACCGUGUCAAGUCCCGCGCGGAAUACGGCGGUGACUCCGUCGCGCUCGCUGCGUAUGCCGCCGCCCCAGUCGAGCCCGAGCCGCAGCGUGCGUGCCAUGACGCCCGGGCAGUACGGCGUGCCUUCCUACCUAAUCAACUCGUCGCCCGGCACAGCCAUCAGCCGCCUCAUGAGCGAGCAGGACCUCGACUUUGAAGAGAUGCACCCGAGCGGCGAGUUCCCCACGCCGGGGCAGCUCCUGCGCACGCGCCCCGCGCCCACGUCGCCGAGCCCGGUGCGCCGCAGCCCGCGUAAGCGGCCGCACGGGACGCACUGCGGGAUCAACCCCUAUGCCACGCUGGACGUGGCGCGCAGCGACCCUGGCGUGUUUUCCGCACGCGAGGCGCCCCCGUCGCGGUCCAUCAGCUCGCCUGGGCGGCAGUCGACGCCGCCGCCGCAGCCCGCGUCGCCCGGCGUGCUCACGCGGUCGCGCGCGCGCAAAGGCGGCGAGCUGAGCCUGAUGGGCAUGCCGACGCUCGACGACGAGAUGCUCGAGUGCCCGGCGAGCCCUAGCGUGGGCCGGGCGCAGCGCGGCCGCGAGCGCCGCAGUGCACGCGCGGACGACUGGGCGCCGCCCUCGCCGAGUCUGGGGCUGUCACUCGUGCCGCAGCCCCAGGCGAUGCCGCUCGAGUCGAACGAUGUCUUUUCCGAGAGCACGUCGGGCACCUGGCUCGAUCCCAGCGUACUCGCCGCGUGGGACGCGAGCCGCGCGGGCGAGGCGCAGCCAGUGGUGCGGCGCAAGCCGCUGCCGGCGACGGUCGAGGACGCGUCCUCGUCGCAGCACUCCUCGCCCAGUUCGUCGCCGGAUAGCGUGACGGAAGGCAUCGAGGAGACCUACGAGCUCCUCGAGCAGUACGGCAUCCACGUCGGCCCCGACGGGACGCUGACCGGCAACCUGAGCCUCGGGGACGGCGAGCAGAGCAUCAACCUGAACGCGUUCAACGGCAUCGAGCUGCACAAUGCGCCCGCCUUUUCCGACCAGCUGCGCGAGUUUACCGAGAGCGGCAGCCUGGGCUUUGCCGCGCACCUCGGCACGCACACGCCGCACGACUCGCAGCGGCCGACGCCCGCGGCGCUCCCUGCGCCCGACGGGCAGUUUGUCGAGCUGCUCGACGACCCUGCGAUCCAAGAGAUGCUCUCCAUCUUCCCGCCCGAAAACGCCCAUCCCCCGGCGCACGCGCCUUCUGUAGCUAGUUCCUGA